This is a messenger RNA of Hemisphaericaspora subhashii, 1002 nucleotides long. RefSeq names its product MYG1 family protein. The transcript has a single exon. Lineage: Eukaryota; Fungi; Ascomycota; Pichiomycetes; Serinales; Debaryomycetaceae. Gene Ontology annotation, cellular component: cytoplasm; nucleus. Bases 1 to 1002 code for a protein of 333 amino acids. The record is from RefSeq and is a predicted model, not a curated record.
AUGUCAGUUAGUAAAAAGAUAAAAUUAGACAAGAUGGUUAAGAUAUGUACUCACUCCGGUUCAUUCCAUGCCGAUGAAUCACUUGCUGUUUAUUUAUUAAGAUUAUUACCAAAGUACAAUCAAGCUGAAUUGGUUCGUUCAAGAAAUCCAGCUGAUUGGGAAGCCAGUGAUAUUGUAGUUGAUGUAAGUGGUAAAUACGACGGUAUUAAAUAUUUUGAUCAUCAUCAACGUGAAUUUAAUACCACUUUCAAUGGAAAUUAUAAGACUAAGUUAUCCUCUGCAGGAUUGGUAUAUAAGCAUUUUGGUAGAGAUAUUAUCAAGGAAGUGUUAAAAUUGACCAAUGAAAAUGAUGUCGAAUUCUUAUAUGAUAAGAUGUAUAAAGAAUUUAUCGAAUCACUUGAUGCUAAUGACAAUGGUAUUAGUAACUAUCCAAAAGAUGUUUCUCCUAAAUUUUCUGAUAAGAAUAUAACAUUACCGGCUAUGGUCUCUCGUUUAAACCCAUCCUGGAAUGAAAGUUGUACUGACGCCGACUUUGAUCGUCAAUUCUUAAAGAGUUGUGAAUUGAUGGGUUCUGUAUUUGUAUCUAUCUUAGAAGGAUAUGGUAAGAGUUGGUUGCCUGCUAAAUCUAUUGUUCAAGAAGCUUUUGACAAACGUUUUGAUGUUGACGCAUCUGGUGAGAUCUUAGUCUUAACCCAAUUCUGCCCUUGGAAGGAACAUUUAUAUGCCAUUGAAAAGGAAAACAACGCUGAAGGAGUUACCAAGUUUGUAUUAUUCAAGGAUUCUACCGAUAAAUGGAGAGUUUCUACUGUUUCUGUUACCUCAUCAUCUUUUGAAUUUAGAUUAGGUCUUCCAGAAGAAUUAAGAGGAUUAAGAGAUGAAGAAUUAAGCCAAAAGAGUGGUGUUGCGGGUUGUAUCUUCAUUCAUGCUGCAGGAUUCAUUGGAGGUGCCAACUCCGAAGAAGGUGUCUUGAAAUUAGCAAGAAUGUCAUUGGAAAAGAAAUAA